AUGACCAAGGCUGGUGUCAUUGAACCCUCCACAAAUCCUUGGCUUUCACCAGUGGUUCUCGUUCGUAAAAAGGAUGGUACGAUACAACAGGUUAUUGAUGACUUACACCAGAGCUGCAUUUUCACCUCUUUGGAUGCUGGUUCUGCCUAUUGGGCUAGCCCUGUGCAACCUCAAGAUCGACCUAAGACAGCAUUUAGUGAUAGGGCUCGUGUGUGGCAGUUCAGACGAAUGCCAUAUGGUCUGAAGACAGCCCCACAGAUCUUUCAGAGAACUGUUAAUAUAAUGCUAUACUCUGUCUUAGGUUACCACACAACCGCUUACUUGGAUGAUGUGGUUAUUUUUAGUAGAAGUACAGAGGAGCACCUCGGAAAUAUAGAGACUCUUAAAUUGUUACAUAGAGCUGGUUUGCGUUUGAACCCAGGUAAAUGUGAGAUAGCUAUAAGGAAAUUAGAAUUUCUUGGCUUUGAAGUAUCAGUACUUAAUCCCCAAAACCUAACUGCUAUAGUGGAAAUGAGCCGCCCGAAAGAUGUACGAGGAGUGCGCCGAUUCCUUGGUGCUACAGAAUUCUUCCACCGUUAUAUAGCCAUCGGGGCAUGCUUGAUGCAGCGUAACACAGAGGGCAUACCUCACACUGUGGCAUAUUUCUCCAGAAAAAAGAGUGGACCAGAGACUUGCUACAGUACCACUGACAGUGAGGCACUCACUAUUGUAGAGGCAGUAAGGGUCUUCAACCCAUACGUUUAUGGACAGAAAUUCACUGUGUAUACUGAUCACCGCCCACUGGUUUAUGUGUUCACCAGGGGGACCAAGGAUGUCUCGAUGCUAAAGGACCCUACUUGGGCACAGAUAGUCGAGUACCUAGAGGGUGGAUUAGUUCCUUUUGCAAAGUUACCAGCAUCCUUGGCUGACUUUGAAGUUGGGAAUGGGGUCUUGUACCAUUUGCAGGACUCAGGUGACCAGAUUCUUUGCAGGAUUAUUAAGAAAGUUGCUUGUCCUCUUGAGAGGGUUUCAGCAGACUUGAUUCAGUUACCACUAACAGAAAGAGGAAAUAUUUAUACCUUAGUGAUAGUUGACCACCUAUCCCGUUACGUGGAGUUAGUACCUCUGCCUGAUAAACUAGCUGAAACUAUUGCCACUUCAUUCAUUGACAGUUCUGUUACAGUGUAUGAGCCACCACUGGAGUUGCAGACAGAUGGGGGAGCAGAGUUUAAUAACAACCUCAUGGCUUCUGUUUGCCGUGAACUCCAGACAAAAUUUAAGCUGACACUACCAUACAAUCUUCAAGCAAACGGUAUGGGUCACCCAAUUGAUAUAUCCAUAGGACUGACUAUGAAACCGGUCUACGAUGAUGCCGCACCACAUAUCUUGCGGCACAGACUGCAGUUAGCCUGGACAGCUGCUCAGGAAGCAUGCAGUAAAGCUCGAGUGGGUUGGACCAGGGAUUACGAUUGGAAGAUCAGGAAGCAUCUGUCUUUGAAGGAUCAUUGGUUCUCACAAAGAUGCAACCCAUGCUCAGCUGAACAGGCAUGGCUGAUGUUCUAUGCUGAUGCCAGUAUUGAAGUUGAGCCGAUCAUAUGA
Molecule: messenger RNA, 1578 nt
Organism: Penaeus indicus
Lineage: Eukaryota; Metazoa; Arthropoda; Malacostraca; Decapoda; Penaeidae
Exons: 8
Coding region: 1-1578 (525 amino acids)
Biological process (GO): DNA integration
Molecular function (GO): nucleic acid binding
Source: RefSeq, a predicted model, not a curated record